AUGUCGGCGCUCAGCUUCCGGCGUUUGGGCGCCGCGUGGCGCGCCGCCCCCGCUGUUGCGGCCAGCAGCAGACUUCUGUGCACCGACGCGCUCACCACGCCGGCGGAAUCCGGAAAGGCGGUCGGCUCCGUCGAGCGCAAGCCGCAGCUCGACUCUCGCGCGGUGAGCGCCUUCACCGGCACGCCAAAGGAGUUGCUGGACAAGCGGGUGGUCACGAUUUACCAGCCCGCGCCUGGCGUGCAGAACGCCUCCAAGGGCUGCUGGAAGAUCUCUUGGGACGACGAGAACACGCAGCGGUGGUCCAACCCGCUCAUGGGAUGGACGUCGACGCGCGACCCGUUCUCAAACACGCCGAUGACGCUCGAGUUCCACAGCGCCGAGGACGCGAUCCGGUUCGUUCAGAAUAACGGCUGGAAGUACGAGGUGCAGGAGCCGGUCAGCCAGAACCUCGCGCUUGUGAGCAAGGGCCCCAGGUCGUACGCCAACAACUUUACGUGGAAGGGCCCAAAGACGCGCCAGUCGCAGUGUGGCGCCGGCAACAUGCAGUCCUUCCCGGAGCUGUACGAGCCGCCGCCGCCGCCGCCCAAGAAGUGAUGAGGUGGCUCGUGUCACCGUGGCCCUCGCAACCACGGCGCCGCCCUUCUCAACGGUUGAUUGUUUUCUUUUUCUCAAGAACAAGCAAGACAACAA
Emiliania huxleyi CCMP1516 is the source of this 690-nucleotide messenger RNA. RefSeq names its product NADH dehydrogenase iron-sulfur protein 4. NCBI's taxonomy places the organism in Eukaryota, Haptophyta, Isochrysidales, Noelaerhabdaceae. The transcript has 3 exons. The record is from RefSeq and is a predicted model, not a curated record. Gene Ontology annotation, biological process: electron transport chain. The coding region runs from base 1 to 594 and encodes 197 amino acids.